This is a messenger RNA of Filobasidium floriforme, 3975 nucleotides long. RefSeq lists its product as uncharacterized. The record is from RefSeq and is a predicted model, not a curated record. NCBI's taxonomy places the organism in Eukaryota, Fungi, Basidiomycota, Tremellomycetes, Filobasidiales, Filobasidiaceae. Gene Ontology annotation, cellular component: nucleus. The coding region runs from base 321 to 3935 and encodes 1204 amino acids. Gene Ontology annotation, biological process: negative regulation of transcription by RNA polymerase II. The transcript is spliced from 8 exons. Gene Ontology annotation, molecular function: DNA-binding transcription factor activity, RNA polymerase II-specific; zinc ion binding; RNA polymerase II transcription regulatory region sequence-specific DNA binding.
GUGGCGAAUACACCAAUCCAUCCAUCUACCUACAUAUCACUUUAAGCAGGAACAAAGCAUUCGCAGAGGAAAGAAACAGGCAGAGGUUUUCCAUAGAGCGUCCUCUUUUUCGGUCUUACGAUAUCGGUUACGACAGCCAGUCUCGCCUCACUUAAAGCAUAGAGAUAUAGACAUACAGCAUCUCAUCAGCAGCAGCAGCAGCAGCACCAUUAACAUCAGCAUCAGUAAAUCACAGACAGACUCAAAGACUCACGGAAAAGGACUUGAACGCAACGAAUCUUUCGCUUUUCGACUCUCCUCUUUGUAUCGGUUCGAAAAUCAUGUCGCUCGCCACUACCGCUCCACAACAACCAGUCCGUCUCCCAGAUGGCGGUAUUCUUGCCGGUCAAUCCGAGCAUGGUCGCAGAAACAACGGCAACCACAACAACCAAAACCGUCGAAGACGGCCUUCUCAGGCGAACGGUGGCGAGCAGGCCGGAGACGUCAUGCCCGGGACCGGGGCGUACCUCUUGCAACAACAGCAACAGCAGCAACGAGCUCGCGGGAAUCGAGCUAGGCGAGGAAACCAGACUCACGGAGAUGGGUCUGCGUCAGUACCGCCUCCUUCUCAGGUUCAGGCUCAUCAGCAGCAGCCCAAUGGGCAAUCUGGACCUUCCACCGAUGGUCAGCAAGGGCAAGGACAAGGACAGGGGAAACGAAGAAAUCGCCCCCCUAGGCAUCAAAACAGGCCCGCUCAAGGCCAGACGAAUGGGGAUACUCAACCCGGCAGUCAGCCCUUGAGUCGGGUUCCCACGAACGGGUCGACGGCGGGUUCGAAUGCUUCGGCUUCGAACGCGCCUACGAACCGACGUGGUGGACAGGCGAGGAGCCGGGGUUUCAACUCCCAGCUGACCGAGACGGCGAAUGGGGACGAUAGGUUGGAUCCCUCGGCUGGUCCUUUCGUCCCUGGAGAUCGAGCUCAGCGGGGCAAAAAUAAUGGCAAUCAGGCCAGACGUCCGCAGACUCAUUCUCGGUCUCAGUCUCAAGGCAAUCUGGAUCAGCCGCCUCAUCUGGCAUCCGCAUCGUCGACCUCUACCAAUGUACAGUAUCAGAUACAGGAUCAACAGAACCAAGCUCGUUCCCGGAUCCAACCUCAACCCAACUACCGCCGGAACGCUCGGACGAGGAAGCCUUUCCAGGGCAACUUAUCGGGUGCUACUAUGGAUUUCGAGGAGAUGCAGGAAAGAGCCGUCAUGGGCGGAGCUAUCCCCGCUGCAGAGCGCAAAUACAGGGGAUGGGGAGGUAUGAAGGAUGAAGAAGACGGCUUGGUAUCAAAGCUGGUCAGAGGACUUGGUGGUGUCGGUGGAAACUGGCUGGAGUGUGUGAUCUGCUUUUCGACCAUCUUACCUCAACAACCCAUCUGGUCCUGCUCGCCUACGACAUCGGCGGUGGUACCAGGUGAAAUCACCACGAACGCAUGCUGUUACACCCCCUUCCACCUUUCGUGCAUUCAAGACUGGUCUUCCCGAUCUCUCGCCGAAGCGAAAGAAAAGACCAGAGACAGGGAUACCCGGAUCUACCCGGAAGAACCUGUUCUCACCUGGAGGUGCCCCGGCUGUCAGAAGAAGCGGGUCAAGGAGGCCAACAAGUACGAGUGUUACUGCGGCAAGGUCAAGAACCUGUCGACUGGUCACGGAGCGGUUGGGAAGGAUACGACUGGGGAUGGCUCGAGCCUGGUCUUGCCCCAUUCGUGCGGGAACAGCUGUUCCAGGGAUAGGUCUUACUGUGGACACCCUUGUCCCUUGCAGUGUCACCCUGGCCCCUGUCCACCUUGUCAGGUCCCACUCGUCAUCCCCUGUCCAUCUCACAAGAAGGACCUCGUUGUCAAAUGUUCGCUCGCCAAGGGAAAAGACGUUCCUGUACCGGCAUGCGAAGAGCCUUGCGAAAAGCUCCUGGCGUGUCAAGCGCAUGCAUGUGACAAACUCUGUCACGAUGGCGAUUGCGCCAAGUGCACAGCGAAGGAGACCGUUCGGUGUUAUUGCGGCGUGGAUGAGCGGGAGGUAGAUUGCGGAUGGAGAAAGCGAGAGGAGCAGACUUGCGGAGACGGAAAGGAUACCUGGGAAGGAAGGUUUGGAUGUGAACGGGUAUGCGCGAGACCGUAUGAUUGCGGAAAUCAUACGUGUCAAGAGGAAUGUCACCCGCAUCCUCUCGAAACCUUGAAAUGCCCACGAUCGCCCGAUUUGGUGACACAUUGUCCAUGUGGACGAACGCCGCUCGGCGAAUUAACAUCCACUUCAAGGAUGUCGUGCACAGAGAAGAUCCCGACCUGCGCUCUCAGGUGCAAUCGACCGCGGUCUGACUGCGAUCAUCCGUGUGAUAAACUCUGUCACGAGGGCGAAUGCACGCCCUGUAGAGAGAUGGUUGUCCUUCCUUGCCGAUGCGGUUCCAGCAAGGUCGAGAUGAUCUGCUCGGAAAGGCAGGAGAUGGAGAAACAAGGGCAAGAAGUGCUUUGCGAAAGGGUGUGCAAAGCAUUGAGGAGCUGCGGACGCCACGAAUGUGCCAGGUUCUGUUGUCCGCUUUCGUACCAGGCCAAGUUCAAGGGAAAGAAGCGAGAUAUUGCUGCUUUGGGUGACGACGAAGCGGGUCUACAUACCUGCAGUCUUCCUUGCAACAAAGUAUUGACGUGCGGCGUGCAUCAUUGCCCCAAGCCCGAUCAUCGCGGCCCGUGCCCGCCCUGUCUAGAAGCGAGCUACGAGGAGCUUGGCUGCAACUGUGGACGUACCGUCAUCCAUCCACCCAUCCGUUGCGGUACGGUAAUCGAUUGCACGUAUCCUUGUGCCCGACCUGCCCCGGAAUGCGGCCAUCCCAAGGUUCCGCAUACUUGCCAUGAGACCGAAGCAUGUCCUCCAUGCCCCUACUUGACGACCAAGAAGUGUGCAUGCGGCAAGAAUGAGGUGAAGAACGUUAGGUGUAGUCAGGAAAAGGUGACCUGCGGAGUCAUUUGCAACUCGUUACUUUCGUGCGGUUACCAUCACUGCAUGAAGCCAUGUCAUUCGGCUGGAGAUUGCGAGGAGCCUUGCCAGCAGGUUUGCCAGAAGCCCAAGCGACUUUGCAAACACCCCUGUCCGAUCACUUGCCACGCUCCUUCCGCUUGUCCCGAGGAUGAACCUUGCAGUGCGACUGUGGAUCAGACUUGUCCUUGCGGCCACGUAAAGCAGCGAACAGCCUGCGGGGCAUGCACGGGCAACCCGGUCUCACGGGAAUCCGUACAACUCAAGUGCGUUUCCGAGUGCGCUCAACGUCAACGUAACGCCAGGUUGGCAGAAGCCCUUGGGAUCAAACCUUCGGAAAAGCUCGUGGAGUAUCCCGCCGAACUGCGCACUUUCGCAACCGCCAAUCACGCCUUUGUGCUUACCGUCGAAAAGGCCUUCAACGACUUCUUUAUGGGACCAAAACAAGCGACAUUGUUACCUCAUACCCCCGCUCACAAACGUCAAUUCAUCCUGGGGCUCGCCGAAGUCUACCGCUUUGGAACCGAGCUUGUCGACGCAGACCCACACCGGAGUGUGCAGCUCCGUCGACGGAUCGACAGUCGAAUCCCGAAUCCACUCCUUUCUGCUGCCACCGGUGCUCCUCCAGCUGCAAAGCGUCAACUAGGCGGGUUGGGCGAUAUGAAGAAGGCUUCCUUUGCCAGUUUAGCUGGACCUAGCUCGGUUAUCGCCCCAAACCCCGUCAGAGGAUGGGGGAGUGCAUCGCUCUCGCGUCCCUCUAGCCCCCAAGUUCACCCUUCGCGAAUGUCGGGAACGCCAUCGCUUGCUCGUCCUUCGAGUCGGCCUGAACCACCGGUGUCAACUGGCUCGGGGAUUCACAAACUCGAUCACAUCACGGGUUCUUAUACCCCACCUCAGAAAAGAGACAUCGAGGAGAAUGCGAAGGAUUGGGAUGAGGAAGAUUAGCCGGAUGUAGCUCGGGGACGCUAAAUGAUGAUCGAUCACU